This is a messenger RNA of Culicoides brevitarsis, 989 nucleotides long. RefSeq names its product NF-kappa-B inhibitor-interacting Ras-like protein (gene kappaB-Ras). The coding region runs from base 210 to 836 and encodes 208 amino acids. Gene Ontology annotation, biological process: Ral protein signal transduction; canonical NF-kappaB signal transduction. Gene Ontology annotation, molecular function: GTPase activating protein binding; GTPase activity; GTP binding. The record is from RefSeq and is a predicted model, not a curated record. Lineage: Eukaryota; Metazoa; Arthropoda; Insecta; Diptera; Ceratopogonidae. The transcript has 3 exons.
AAGUAAAAUGUCAUUUUUUCGGCAGUUUUUGGGUUGAAAUUCAAUUUUAAUAGAAGAAAAUUGGAAAUUUUGGAUUUUGUUCGUGAAUCCAUGAACGCCCCGCGUACUUAACGCAACAGUAAACAAGAAUAAUUGCAGUAAACAUCAAUCACUGAAGUAGUUCCCAACAGAUUUUCGUGGUUGGCGAGCUUUUUUCCUCCCGUGGCACAAUGAUGCUCGCACCGAAACCCAUCAAAGUCACCAAAGUUCUCAUGUGCGGCGGAAAAUCCGUCGGAAAAACGACAAUUCUCGAGCAACUGAUACACGGAAAAGUUACCAAGGAUUUAUACCCAACGAUAGAAGAUAUUUACGUUGCCAGUGUCGAUACGGGCAAAGGUACGCGAGACCAAUUGAGUAUUUAUGACACAGCUGGCUUGCAAGGCAGCACCCAACAACUCCCACGACACUACAUCAGCUUCCCGGAUGCCUUCAUACUGGUCUAUGACCCCUCAGAUCCGUCUUCGUUGGAUAUUUUAGGGAAUCUCAAGGUCGAUAUCGAUCGAAAUAAGGAGAAAAAAGAAGUUGCGUUCAUCGUUUUGGCCAAUAUGAGGUCGAAAUCGCGUCAAAUGUCACCAAAUAAGGACCCAAACAGCACUUUAGAUCCGGAAUCUGUGCUGCAACGAGCGAAUUUGUGGUGUGCGAAGGAGCGAAUUAAACAUUAUGUCGUCAAUGCGCUUGAAAGACCGUCGCUUUAUAACCCUUUCAUCGAUCUGGCGAUAAAAUUACAUCCAGGACAGACGAAAACAAGUACCUUUACGCAACUCAGGCAGAAAACUAUCAGUAAUCUAAGUGCAUAGAGUAUGAUUUAGGGAUAUUUUAGUGAUUAGAGUGAUUCAAAGAUGUGCAAAUCCAAAGGAAAUACGAAUCUCGUAGAGCAGCUUCUUCCAUUUUAACGCGAUUUCUCGCAAAAAUGAUAUUUUUUUUACAAAUUUCCAUCGAGAAAUUAACUA